Messenger RNA from Colletotrichum truncatum, 4206 nucleotides. RefSeq names its product meiotic regulator-interacting protein (WD repeat domain-containing protein). Gene Ontology annotation, molecular function: protein-macromolecule adaptor activity; protein binding. Lineage: Eukaryota; Fungi; Ascomycota; Sordariomycetes; Glomerellales; Glomerellaceae. Gene Ontology annotation, biological process: cellular response to amino acid stimulus; positive regulation of cell growth; cellular response to starvation. The record is from RefSeq and is a predicted model, not a curated record. Gene Ontology annotation, cellular component: TORC1 complex; cytoplasm.
AUGACUGCUGCCGCCACUCCAGAACAUCAACCUCACCCUGGUGCCUCCUCCGCCAGCCAUCCUCGACAGUCGAGCUCUUCGAAGCCCUCACCUUCCUCCUCUCAGCCCCGCCACUACCCUAGCAUCUCACGAAGAACCAACAGCACUGCGCUGCUUGGUGUUAAUGGAAGUCCCGUCACAAUGCCGUCCAUGCAGCGUCCCAACGGCGCCUCUGCAUUCGCUGAUGCGACGGCGCAACCAUCUUCAUCUGCUGCCCAUCCUCCCCUAGGCCUUCAACGAUCCACGAGCCAUGACGACAGCACCGCCAGACGUCCAUCGAGUGCGCCCGGUAAUAAACAGUUUCCUUCUAUUGGAAUAUCGACAGGAGAACAGUCCGACUCAGACCGGCCAAGUCGGCCAGGAGUGAAGCCACUGCUCAUGCGAUCAAAGAGCGAGUAUGGAGGCAGCCGGGCAGUCGAGGAAGUUGAUCACUCCGAAGAGGAUCUCCCGCAUUGGGGCGCCAGACACGGUUUCGAAGAGUACCACGAGUCCCCAGAUGUCAUAAAUGCACUGGCAAAUAAUUGGUACAUGUACUGGACCGAUAAACGACACGAAACAACUGGCAAACCGAAGGCAACACUACAUGAGCUGCAGGAUUGGCGCAUGCGAGACAGGCUAAAAACUGUUUCUGCUGCGCUGGCCGUCUGUCUUAAUAUAUCUGUCGAGCCUCCUGACCAGCUUAAGACCAACCCAGGUGCCAAACUCGAGGCCUGGACUGACCCUACAACGCCCCCUCCUCAAAAAGCCCUUGAGAACAUUGGCAAGGCGCUUCAAGCUCAGUAUGAGACGCUUGCCAUUCGAACACGAUACAAGCAGUACUUGGAUCCCUCAGUUGAAGAAACGAAGAAGUUCUGUCAGUCUCUGCGUAGAAACGCAAAAGAUGAGCGAGUUUUACUUCAUUACAACGGCCAUGGAGUACCGAAGCCCACUGCGAGUGGUGAGAUAUGGGUUUUUAACAAAAACUAUACACAGUAUAUCCCGGUUUCGUUGUACGAUCUUCAACAAUGGCUACAUGCUCCAACGAUUUAUGUCUGGGACUGUUCCGAAGCCGGAAAUAUUCUCAAUAACUACCAUCGCUUCGUAGAGAAGCAUGAACAGGAGGAAGAGGAAGCUGCUGCGAGGGAUCCGAACUACGAGAAGACGGUGUUCCAGCCCUACAUCCACCUCGCCGCCUGCGAUGUAAAGGAGAACCUUCCUACCAACCCUCUGCUACCAGCAGAUUUAUUUACUGCCUGUCUUACUACUCCAAUCGAGAUGGCUCUCUGGUUCUUCGUCCUACAAAACCCUCUGAAGACGAAUCUUACUCCAGAGCGAGCUAAGAAGCUGCCCGGAAGAUUGCAGGAAAGACGAACUCCGCUUGGUGAGCUGAAUUGGAUCUUCACAGCCAUCACAGACACCAUUGCCUGGACGACACUACCGCGACACCUGUUUCGGAAGUUCUUUAGACAAGACCUAAUGGUAGCUGCGUUGUUCCGCAAUUUCCUUCUUGCUCAGAGGAUCAUGUCCGUCUACGGCUGCCAUCCGCAGUCCUUUCCUGAGCUUCCUGAGACCCGCCAGCACCCUCUGUGGGCGAGCUGGGAUCUGGCGGUAGACAUGGCUCUAGCACAGUUACCCAUGCUUGAGCGAAAGGAGAAUGAGGGCCUCGAGUACGAGUACCAAAACUCGACGUUUUUUACCGAACAGCUGACGGCGUUCGACGUCUAUCUAACGCGAGGAGAUGCCAUGUCCCAGCAACCACCAGAGCAGCUGCCCGUUGUACUUCAAGUUCUCCUAAGUCAGCAGCACAGAGUCAGAGCUCUGAUUCUGCUUGGAAGAUUUCUUGACUUGGGUCCAUGGGCUGUGCAGCUGGCUUUAAGCAUUGGCAUUUUCCCAUACGUGUUGAAGUUACUACAGUCGGCUGCGGCUGAGCUAAAGCCAGUAAUGAUUUUCAUCUGGACAAGAAUACUAGCUGUUGACAUUUCAUGUCAAGCGGACCUCAUCAAGGACAGUGGCUACAACUACUUUGCUCAAAUUCUGAAGCCAUCUGAGAGCCUCCCUGUUGUUAACGAGGCCGAGCACAAGGCAAUGUGCGCCUUUAUCCUGUCCAUGCUGUGCAAGGACUACAAGCCAGGCCAGCAUGUGUGCAACCAAACUGACAUAAUGACAUACUGUUUGGUCCACUUGCAGAAUCAGGAAAACCCUUUGCUACGACAGUGGGCCUGUCUAUGCAUUAGUCAACUGUGGCAGGAACUCCCUGAAGCUAAAUGGCGUGGUAUUCGUGAGAAUGCCCCAGCGAAGCUGUCAUUCUUGACAAAAGACCCAUGCUGCGAGGUUCGUGCAGCUAUGGUGUAUGCAAUGACUACCUUCCUGGGCAUAAUUGACUUAACUGACGAGGUUGCCCGAAUUGAGGAGUCAAUCGCUUGGACCCUAUUGGACAUGGCUAAUGACGGCAGCCCGAUGGUCCGACGGGAGUUCCUCGUGUUUUUGUCCAGGUUCAUCGUCCGCUUUGAAAGCAAAUUCAUCGUUGCUGCGUACGAACAACUGCAAGAGGAAAGGGAAUACCUCCUCUUCCCUCCUGGGCAAGAUGGCAUGAACCACAAAAUGGGGCUGCAUUAUGCGCGCAAAGAAAACAGGAAUGCUGAUGGAACCAUCAAGCCUACAGUACAUGGUUUCGCACACAACACCGUCUUCGCAGCAUGUUGGAAGCAUGCUCUGAUGCUCAACGUCGACCCCCACCCUGAGGUUCAGCGAGACGCGACCAUCAUUGUGGACUACGUUCAUCAGGCGAUUACGACAUCAGCUAUUGGUGAACACGCGCAGAUCCUUAUCGAUGAUAUCCGAAAAAGGGCAAAGCGAGCUUCUACCAAGAACCACCUGAAUUUGAAUCGGCGUAGCAACGCCAUUGGGGUUUCAAACACCAUGGCCACUCCACCUCUGGCCUCUCCUAGCUUGCUGCGCCGCACAGCAAGCUUGCUGUUCCAGCUGCCCUUGUUUGGCAGUGAUGGCAAGGCGGAAGCUGGUGAGAAGGCCAAUUACUCUACUCCAGCUCCUUCACCAGGACUGCAAAGGAGUGGGUCUCAAAAGAUUAAGGCACCCGAGCUUGCCUCCGCGCCCCCAGAACAGAGUGACCCCACUGCUGUCCAUGCCAACUAUCAUGUUGCUAAAGAGCCUGUUUCUGGUGGAUACGAAGAGCGGAAGCCGAGCGAGUCCCCCACGCUACCCCUUCAGAGCACAUUUUUGGAAUGGUCGAUUGAAUACUUCUGCGAGCCUCAGAUGAAGCCGAGCGAGUCAGAUGAGCCAGGUAGCACUGAGUAUAACGAACGGCUUUGGAGGAGGUCGAGAAACGACUUCAUUCUGACCGAAACACAACCUCUCAAGCAGUAUGCAGGUAGUCACAAGUGGAACAACCAACUUGGUAUCACGAAUAAUGGUUCGCAGCCUGCCAAGUUGACCUUCCAUCAGUUUGAGGACCAUCUCGCCGUGGCAGAUGAUGGCAAUACGGUGUGUGUAUGGGACUGGAAAAAACAUUCCCGGCUAAGCAGGUUUUCAAACGGAAACCCUGAAGGGUCAAGAAUCAGCGACAUGAAGUUUAUCAACGAGGAUGACCAGGCCUUCUUAAUGACUGGUUCGUCUGAUGGUGUGAUACGAAUUUAUCAGAACUAUGACUCCGAUAAAUCAAUCAGUCUAGCUUCGGCUUGGCGAGCUCUUACGCACAUGGUACCCAGCAAUGUUAAUUCGGGUAUGGUUUUUGACUGGCAACAAUCAACAGGUCGUGUGCUCGUGGCUGGCGAUGUGCGGGUAAUCCGAGUGUGGUCUGCGGCAUUCGAGACUUGCAUUAUGGACAUUCCUGCUCGGUCAGGAUCUUGUGUUACGUCCUUAACAUCUGAUCAGAUGACAGGCAAUACGCUCGUCGCUGGCUUUGGCGACGGUGCUGUCCGCGUUUUUGACACGCGUCUCAGGGCACAAGAUUCCAUGGUGAAGAAGUGGAAGGAUGAAACCGAUAGGCAAUGGAUCAAGAGUGUUCAUAUGCAGCGUGGCGGGCAACGAGAAUUGCUUAGCGCCAGCAGGAAUGGCAAGGUGAAGCUGUGGGAUAUACGUAUGGACCGGCCCCUCCACGUUUACCAGACGACUCGGGAUACUCUUCGAACAGCCAGUACUCAUGAGCACCUACCGGUGUUUGCUGUGUAA